AUGGAUUCCCUUCCAGUUGAGGUAACCAAGCCCCUUCGACGUAUCGGAGCUGGCCACUGCGGUUCCGUCUGGGCUACACUCACCUCCCCCAACGACUAUCCAGGACUUCCAAUUGCUUUGAAGAGAGAGGACGGCAGUCCUGGGCGUUCUCUCAGAAACGAAUUUACGAUUCAAACACAAGUCUACCAGGGACUAGGAUCAGUUCUUGUACCAUCUCCCCUCGCCUUCAUCGAGAAGGGUGAAGGCUUCGAGCCUUGCAAUGCGAUGAUGAGCGAACUCAUCAAGCCAGUGUCUGACGCGUGCCGCCAAGUCUUGGCUGAAAAAUAUUGCCCACAGGGCAUGCUCCCAUCACAAAUUCUCAACAGCCCGGAGAAUGAGCACUGCCUUGUCCGAAUCUACCUCGGCAGACGACGUGUCGUGAGCAGCGAUAAGAAGCGACAUCUUUCCAGAUUCUUCAGCCUGAGGAAUUUCCCCCUCCACAUGGACCAAGUGGAAGAACUUGGUCUUCCCUGCGGCACUUGGGCCAAAGCUAUGGGCGGCGCACUUGCUACCAUCCACUGGAAGCUGAGAGUGGAUGGCGCAGAUAUCGAAUUCGUCUUGGGGGCACCCAGACAUACGACAGCCGAUACCCUUGACGAGAGCGCCCUUUGGGUCUUGGAUUUUGAUUGCUGCAAGCCAAUCACUGCGGAUAGUGAUGGGUUAAUGGCAAUUGCGAGAGCGUUCUGGCGAAACGACCCUUAUUAUCCCCGCCCUGGAACGCUUAAUGAGAAGGAUCAACAACUCUGGAGCAUAUUUGCGGAAGAGUAUAAGAGAGUUGGGAAGGAGGUUUUGGAAGCGGAUUUAUACAAUCUGGUUGAUGAAGCCGUCUCAAGGAUCGAGGAAUCUCGAGGCAAGUUCUCGAGCAGUACACAUAUUUAG
Clonostachys rhizophaga is the source of this 918-nucleotide messenger RNA. The record is from the annotation of a GenBank genome assembly. Lineage: Eukaryota; Fungi; Ascomycota; Sordariomycetes; Hypocreales; Bionectriaceae.